This is a messenger RNA of Physella acuta, 469 nucleotides long. Its product is annotated as circumsporozoite protein-like. Lineage: Eukaryota; Metazoa; Mollusca; Gastropoda; Physidae. The record is from RefSeq and is a predicted model, not a curated record.
AUGAACCAACCCCUACACCAACCCCUACACCAACCCUAUAUCAACCCCUACAUCAACCCCUACACAAACCCCUACAUCAACCCCUACACCAACCCCUACAUCAACCCCUGCAACAACCCCUGCACCAACCCCUACAUCAACCCCUACACCAACCCCUACAUCAACCCCUACACCAACCCCUACAUCAACCCCUGCAACAACCCCUACAUCAACCCCUGCACCAAGCCAUGCACCAACCCCUACAUCAACCCCUGCACCAACCCAUGCACCAACCCCUACAUCAACCCCUACACCAACCCCUACAUCAACCCCUACAUCAACCCCUACACCAACCCCUACAUCAACCCCUGCACCAACCCAUGCACCAACCCCUACAUCAACCCCUACACCAACCCCUACAUCAACCCCUACAUCAACCCCUACACCAACCCCUACAUCAACCCCUACACCAACCCCUACAUCAACCCCU